GUUAAAAAUAGUUGCCGAUGAAGUAGUGCAGAAUUAACCAUUUCCUGUUUCGGUCCCAGCUCUGUCCUUCACCAUUUGAUAGAUGAUUCUGCAGACUCUGCGAGAGCAGUAAGGUGCACGGCAGCACUGAUCUUUGGAUUCAACCUCAAUAUCCGUGGACAAAUUCUUCCUCAUUAUCAGGUCACAUUACUACCAACUGGGUGUCCAGGUGAAGUCAUGGAAUUUGCCUGCAGUCACAUUGUGUACAAUCCACAAAACACAACUUCCACAAAUGGCAGAAACAGGCCCCGUGAUCAUGUUGAAAAUCAAACUUAUUCAGGCACAAACGUCAGAGCCUUUCCACCACAGACCCAAGGUAGUGUCCAUGAAUAUGACAACCGGUUCUUAGUAUCGUCUCCGGCUGGGAAGGAAUGUCUCUAUGCCACAGUGCCGAAGUCCGCACACAGGAGGAACCAGGCAAGGAUUCAAGGGCCUCCUAUUGUAGCCAGAAUGUUAUCGCUUCCAGAAGAUGAAGACAGCCAGGCACCUCCUCUGCCUCCACGCCUCAGUGAUGGGAAGCCUAACGUCUCCUCUGCGCAUCGACUCUGUCCAACGCUACCAGCCAAACCGUCUUCACAUUCCCGGGUCCCUCCACCUCGGCCCAAGAGGAUUUCACCGCCCUCAAAGAACUUCACUUCCAAUGUGGAUGGGAAAGCCAAUAUAAAUGUGGUUGCCCUUAACUUGGGAAAGUUGGUGGAGAUCGAUAGUGUGCAAGCACAGAAUGUGGAAGCCGUUCACUGCCAAAACUGUUCAGCAAUCUUGUCCUGCAUCAGUCGGAUUCACCAACAACAUGCAGACAUAGUCUGGCCUUGCGAAUUCUGUAAAAAGCAUAACGUUGUCACUCGAUCCUUCAGAACAGUACCAAACAUUCAGGAUGUUGUAUAUAUCCCUGGGCCAAUCGAUGAUGACUACAUCAAUGUGGAUGACUCCUUGGUCAUUUUCUGUGUGGAUAUCUCGGGAAGUAUGUGUGUAACCAAUGAGGUCAAGGCUACCCACGGUUUCGGGACAGUUCAUAUAUCAAGGUUACAGAACGUUCAAGAAGCUAUCUUGACUUCUUUGAAGCACAUGACACAGACCUGUCCCCAGAAGCGGGUUGCCUUGGUGACAUUUAACGAUGAGGUAACCAUCUAUGGUGAUGGAACACAGAUGCCCACAAGACUGAGUAAUUAUCAGCUGUUGGAUUCAGACUUCCUAAAGGAAAAAGGCAGAGAUUAUCCCAGGCCAGAGUGCAUAGCAGAGAGCAUUCAAACACUAAGCUACAGGGUCCAAGAGAUGAGAGAGAAAGGUGCUACUGCCCUGGGUCCAGCUGCACUUGUAGCAGUGUCGAUGGCAUCAAUGAGUCCCGGCUCAAAGGUGAUCAUCUGUACAGAUGGGAAGGCAAAUAUAGGCCUGGGAUACUUGGAGAGCAUGGAGGAAGAUAUGCAUGCCUACUCCAAACAAUUCUACACCGAUUUAGGAGAGCAAGCAACUUUAAAUGGGGUGAUUGUAUCGAUUCUGACAAUAGAAGGCACCGACUGUAGAUUGGCAGAACUUGGAAACUUGGCAGAUCGGACAGGAGGAAGGGUCAACAUUGUCAAUCCAAUUAAUUUGCCCAACGAGAUUCAAGCUACUUUGGAAGAUGAUGUGAUUGCGACUGAUGUUACUGUUACCUUUGUAGUCACUGAACAAAUGUAUUUCAGAUAUGAAGCGCAAACAGGAAAUAAGCUGGUGAAGCAAGUUGGAAAUGUUACCAAAGAUACGGAGAUGACAUUUGAAUUCGGAAUAAAGGAAUCCCACAUUCAAACUGUUCAGGAUAAUGAAAAACUGCCCUUCCAGCUGCAAGUAAACUUUACCACUCCUGAUAGAAGAAAGGCUUGUCGUAUCAUCAGUCAGGAGAAACGAAUCACAAACAACAGUUCCCUGGUUGAGGAGAGUGUGAACAUAACGGUGCUGGGAAUACAUGCAGCACAGCUCAGUGGUCGUCUGACGAUGGAGGGCCGAGUGAAAGAAGCUUGCAGCGAGAUGGCCGCACGGAAGGAGUUCAUCCAGAAGAUCGUUGAAAAGAAACAUAAUCAAGAAGAGGAAGGUAUUUAUCAGAACUGGCUGCGAUCAGUGGCAGUCGUGUGUGAGGACCUCGCCCAUUCUGAGGAGGUGGAAGGUGUGGCAAAAUCAAAAAAUUAUGAAGAAAAAAGUGAUUCUGUUUUCAAGAUAUUGUCCGAUGAGGUUGCAAGUACGAUUUAUCGUCUGAAGAAUGCAAGGAGUAAAAUGUUGAAGAAGCCGGGGCCUAAACAAGCAGCUCCUUCAUUGCCGACGACUUAAUCAGGGAGAUCGGAGAAAUGGAUCGGCUGAAAGUCUGUAAUGGAACUGCAAUUUUUCAUUCUUUGUAUUUUACAAAAUAUAACUGCCU
Amblyraja radiata (thorny skate) is the source of this 2425-nucleotide messenger RNA. RefSeq names its product circularly permutated Ras protein 1. The record is from RefSeq and is a predicted model, not a curated record. Gene Ontology annotation, molecular function: SNARE binding; zinc ion binding. The coding region runs from base 217 to 2337 and encodes 706 amino acids. Gene Ontology annotation, biological process: endoplasmic reticulum to Golgi vesicle-mediated transport; intracellular protein transport; COPII-coated vesicle cargo loading. NCBI's taxonomy places the organism in Eukaryota, Metazoa, Chordata, Chondrichthyes, Rajiformes, Rajidae. The transcript is spliced from 20 exons. Gene Ontology annotation, cellular component: COPII vesicle coat; endoplasmic reticulum exit site.